Messenger RNA from Mandrillus leucophaeus (drill), 1307 nucleotides. RefSeq names its product interleukin 25 (gene IL25). Bases 257 to 787 code for a protein of 176 amino acids. The transcript has 2 exons. NCBI's taxonomy places the organism in Eukaryota, Metazoa, Chordata, Mammalia, Primates, Cercopithecidae. Gene Ontology annotation, cellular component: extracellular region. Gene Ontology annotation, molecular function: cytokine activity. The record is from RefSeq and is a predicted model, not a curated record.
GGCUUGCUGAAAAUAAAAUCAGGACUCCUAACCUGCUCCAGUCAGCCUGCUUCCAGGAGGCCUGUCAGCCAGUGCUCCACCUGACUGAGUGCGCAGUGCCCAGCAUGUACCAGGUCAGUGCAGAGGGCUGCUUGAGGGCUAUGCUGAGAGGGAGAGGAGCAGAGAUGCUGCUGAGGGUGGAGGGAGGCCAAGCUGCCAGGUUUGGGGAAGGGGGCCAGGUGGAGUGAGAAACUGGGAUCCCAGGGGGAGGGUGCAGAUGAGGGGGCAACCCAGAUUAGGUGAGAACAGUUCUCUCAUUCGCCUUUUCCUACAGGUGGUUGCAUUCUUGGCAAUGGUCAUGGGAACCCACACCUACAGCCACUGGCCCAGCUGCUGCCCCAGCAAAGGACACCCGUCUGAGGAGCUGCUGAGGUGGAGCACUGUGCCUGUGUCUCCCCUAAAGCCGACUAGCCUCGACUUCCACUCAGUAUCCUGUAGGGCCAGUGAAGAUGGACCCCUCAACAGCAGGGCCAUCUCCCCCUGGAGAUAUGAGUUGGACAGAGACUUGAACCGGCUCCCCCAGGACCUGUACCACGCCCGUUGCCUGUGCCCACACUGCGUCAGCCUACAGACAGGCUCCCACAUGGAUCCCCGGGGCAACUCGGAGCUGCUCUACCACAACCAGACUGUCUUCUACCGGCGGCCGUGCCAUGGCAAGAAGGGCAACCACAAGGGCUACUGCCUGGAGCGCAGGCUGUACCGUGUUUCCUUGGCUUGUGUGUGUGUGCGGCCCCGUGUGAUGGGCUAGCCGGACUUGCUGGAGGCUGGUCCCUUUUUGGGAAACCUGGAGCCAGGUGUACAACCACUUGCCACGAAGGGCCAGGAUGCCCAGAUGCUUGGCCCCUGUGAAGUGCCGUCUGCAGCAGCAAGAUCCCAGGACAGGAUGGGGGGCUUCGGGGGAAACCUGCACUUCUGCACAUUUUGAAAAGAGCAACUGCUGCUUAGGGCCACUGGAAGCUGGUGUCCUGUCAUUUUCUCUCAGGAAAGGUUUUCAAAGUUCUGCCCAUUUCUGGAGGCCACCACUCCUGUCUCUUCCUCUCUUCCCAUCCCCUGCUAUCCUGGCCCAGCACAGGCACUUUCUAAAUAUUUUCCCCUUGCCGGAGAAGAAAGAGCCCCUCAUUUUAUUGGCUUGCUUGUUUACUCAUCACUCAGGAAGCAUCUACUUUGGGUGCAUUCUGGUGUAGUUCCUGGUCUUUUGACAUGGAUGAUUCUGAGGAGGAAGCUGUUAUUGAAUGUAUAGAGAUUUAUCCAAAUAAAUAUCUUUAUUU